AUGGAAUAUUAUUCACAAGCUAUUGAUUUAGUCAAAACUACAUUUGGUAGUGGUGGAGCAAAAGUUGAAGAAGAAGUAUCGGCUACCACUACAACAACAACAAUCAAAUCGCCAAAAACUUUUAAAUCAAUGAUUGGUAGUGUAAAAGAAACAAUUGAAAAUGAUGCCGAAAAGAAUAAAUCACAAAGAUUGAAUGAAGGUCAAAGAUCAGCUAAAAAAGUGUCAUACAGAAAAACCCCAUUUUCAUUUGGAUUUUAUGUUAAAUUAAUUAAAGGUGCAUAUUGUUUCGCUAAAGGUGCCUAUGUUACAUUCAAAGAGGAAAAAGUUAUCAAAGCAUUCUUAUCAACAUUAAAAAUCAUUUUAUUUGGUGUAUUGGCAUCCUAUUUAGUCAUCUUUUUCAUGACAUUCCCAAUUAGAUUAAUCAUAUCAUUUCUAACUUGGAUUGGUAUAUCUCAUUUAGAAUCAAUCGAUCAAAUGUUAGAUACAAAACAAGUAGUUGAUGAUAUAGCUUAUUUCAUACCAUUAGUAGUUGUUGGUACAUUACGUUAUGUUGUACCAACAUUUAAUGAAGAUAUGUUUUUCUUUGUAUUAGAAUCACAAGAUAAAAAACUAUCAAGUUAUUUAAAAGAAUGUAAAAUAUUAAAGACAUAUCCAAUGAUUGGUUAUUUAAAGAGAUUUUCAAAAUUAGCGGUUAUGGGUAUUAUAGUGAUGAUUUUUGGAUAUAUACCAUAUAUUGGUGAUUUUGUAUUAGCAGUUGCACAAUUUUAUUAUAGUUAUAAACCGCUAGGACAAGGUACAGCAUUCUUUUUAUCAUUGUUUAGUUUAUAUGGUCCAACCAAAGGUAUGGCUGCAAAUGUUUUAAAGACAUCAAUGGCUGCAAAUUCAUUGGGUAAAGAGUUAUUGGAAGUUUAUUUCAUGAGAUUACCAGAUUAUAAACAAGAGGUUUAUAUCUAUCGUCGUUUCUAUGGUUGGAUAUUUGGUUUUAGUAUGUUAUGGACAACCGUAUUAAGAUUCCCAUUCGUUGGCGCAAUAUUUUGGGGUAUUGCUCAAGGUUCAACAGCUUUCUUAAUCUUAAAACUCUUACAAAGAAAUCAAUUAAAAUAUGAUAAUCAAGAAACUCAAGUAAUUUUAUUAGGUCAAGAUCAAUUAUCAGAUUUUAAAGAAGAUUCUUCUUCACCACUUUUAACUUCAAAAUCAUUAAAAUCAAAAUCAAAAUCAAAACUUAAUUAA
Molecule: messenger RNA, 1230 nt
Organism: Dictyostelium discoideum AX4
Lineage: Eukaryota; Evosea; Eumycetozoa; Dictyosteliales; Dictyosteliaceae
Exons: 2
Coding region: 1-1230 (409 amino acids)
Source: RefSeq, a predicted model, not a curated record